Molecule: messenger RNA, 3990 nt
Organism: Sardina pilchardus (European sardine)
Lineage: Eukaryota; Metazoa; Chordata; Actinopteri; Clupeiformes; Clupeidae
Gene: tspan4a
Product: tetraspanin 4a
Exons: 7
Coding region: 1195-2160 (321 amino acids)
Cellular component (GO): plasma membrane
Source: RefSeq, a predicted model, not a curated record
CUGGGGUUGAAUUUGACCCCUCAAGGCAACUACCUGCCCUCCUCUACCUGGUGAGGAGACGCAGGACGUGCAGCUGAAGAAGGAAGAAAAGGGACGACACUUGGAAUUCCCGUCAGAAGAACUGUUGAGAUCCGAGCCUGGGACCAUUGGGGAAAUAAAAUCAAGACUGAGAGCGUGAGAGAAAGAAGGACUGCAUGUGUGAGUGUGUGUGUGAGAGAGAGAGAGUGCGAGAUAGAGAAAGAGAGAGAGAGAGAGAGGGAAGAAGGAAGAGAGAGGGAGAGUAGCAUAAAGAUCAGAAGCAAGCAGCAAAGAACAAGCUGAAGCACUAGGAGGACCACAGACCGGUGGAACAGAAGCAGGCAGCCUGCUGGGGUGCCCACUGCAUGCCGAGGACAUCUCCGUUAAUUAAGGAGCAGCCACUGGAGCUACAGGAACUAUUUUUACCUGAUUUCAGCUGGAUAUAUACAUGUUUUUUUCCCUCUCUCAUGCUAUACCUGUAUUCAGUUCUUAUACAACCUCACAUGUAUUCCUGUCAUUUUUUAUUCAUUCACUCUGUUCUUUUUUUAACUCAAACUUUCAGUAACUGUUUUAAAUGUACUUGUGCUAGUCGACGUGUGUGCGCGUAGACUCGCACGGCAGCGUUGUUGUGAGCGCGAACAGGGCGAAGCUUCAACUAUAAAGCCCGGCUGAAGCGUUUGAUAUAGAGCUGCCAAGGCACCUGCCAGAGCCCAGCCCACGGGAGCAUGUGCUCGCGCUCAAAGUGAGCGCAAAAGCAGCCAGAUUAGAGAAGCGCAUGAGUGUCACAAACGGAUUGCAAGAGGAGCCAGAAGCUUUUUUUUUUUUUACAGACAUUUUAAUCUCAUGGAAUUAUACGCCAGAGUCAGACAAUUACCGCCGCAAAUCUGAAAGCUGUUGUUUUUAAUCUUGACGUGGCUGGUUGACUGGCAGAACACACACCUUUCACUGUGGCACGGCCGAUGAUGUAAACUUCGUUGUUUGUUUGUUUUUUUGUUCAUUCUUCCGAGUCGAGCUUUUCAGAGAAGGGGUGUUCUUUGUGGAAACGUUGAGCUGUUAGUGGAAAGGGGGGCUUCGGGGAAGGGUCCAUUUUGCAUUCUCCUCUCUUGUGACCUCCCCUGUAUCGAUCUGGGGAUCAUCUGGCCUCUGGGGGCCACUGCGCCGGGCCCCAACCCCAAGAUGAGGCGCUCCAGCACCGACGAGACGCCUUACCGGCGCAGUCCCUCGCUGGACAGCAAGGCGGGCUCGCCGCCGCUCCGCUACAGCGGGGAGUACGAGUACCGCAGCUCGCCGUUCACCUUCGGCUUCCGGACCACGCCGGGUCCGCAGGCGGCCAAGGGCCGCUACACGUCGGCGCAGGGCAGGAAGUACGUGGUGUUUUACCUGGACCUGUCUUUCAUCUUCCUCCUAGAGCUGCGGCGCUGCAGGAUGGCCGAGGGCUGCAUGCGAGCCCUGCGCUAUGGCAUGGUCUUCUUCAACCUGCUCUUCUGGCUCGGGGGCUGUGGAAUCCUUGGAGUGGGGGUGUGGCUGUCGGUGACCCAAGGCAACUUUGCCACCCUCUCCUCAUCGCUGCCCUCCCUGUCCGCCGCCAACCUCCUCAUCGCCGUGGGGACCAUCAUCAUGGUGAUUGGCUGCCUGGGGUGCAUCGGUGCUGUGAAAGAGAGCCGGCCACUGUUGCUGAGUUUCUUCAUCUUGCUUCUCCUGAUCUUCUUUUUGGAGAUUCUGUUCAUCAUCCUGUUCUUCGCCUAUCAAGACGAGAUUGAUCACUACGCCCAGAAGGACCUGAAGAGAGGCCUCCAGCUCUUUGGCACCGAGGGGAACAUCGGCCUGACCAACGCGUGGAGCAUUGUGCAAACUGAUUUCCGCUGUUGUGGCGUGACCAACCACACGGACUGGUUCGAGGUCUACAACGCCACCCGAGUGCCGGACUCCUGCUGCUUAGAGUACAGCGAUAACUGCGGACUGGAGAACCCUGGCACAUGGUGGACCGCGCCCUGUUAUGAGCGUGUGAAGGGCUGGCUGCAGGAGAACUUGGUGGCUCUGUGGAUUUUCGCGCUGUGCACUGCACUCACUCAGAUCCUGGGACUGGUUUUCUCAAUGACGAUGUUCUGCCAAGCAGUGAAAGUGGAGACGUUCUACGCCUAGAACAGGGGCGGUACCAUCCGUUUGGCAACGAGCUGCAACAGACACCCUCUAGAGCCAGGAGAGAUCAGACAUUGAUUCAUUCUAACCUUGUUUCCUCACCGACUUUUCCCACAUCCAUCGUUUUUAAUGUAUUUUCAGCACAAACACAAUGCUUUUGCAACAUUUCCAUGGUCUCGGUAGCUCCAUUUGACAGCAAAUGGAAAAUGCCAGAACCAGUCAUCAUACAACUUUGGGCAACAGUCAGUCUUGUGCAAAAAUGUUCAAUAUGUGAUGGAAUACAUAUCUUUUAAUCGUGUCUCUAGUUGUAAGACGUAAGAGCUUUUUUUUUGUUUUUGUUGCUAUCAAAUCACCAACACACCCUGUGAAUGCGAGCUCAGGGGCUUGAAGAGGCUGUCAGUGGGAAAACAACAGCACACAGUAUAUAGAUGUACCUGAAAAUGAUAAGGUCUGUAAUCUUUUCACCAUUUGUAAAUCUAUCAACAUAUGUACCUUGUAUCUUUUCUGCUGAAGCACAAAAGUAAUUUAUUGUUUUGAGAUUGAGGGGAGCUAGCAGGUGGAAUGUGCGUCAACAGAUGCCCCCUGCCUCCAGAUUCCCCUUUGAAAUAAGGCUCCAGCACAAACCGCGGUUGCUAUGUUUUCAAACACACGGGCUUACAAACAAUCAGACCAGGGUGUCUAUUUCCCUGACAACAGAGCACAAUUGGUACCGCGUUUAAAAUGACAGUGAGUUUAGAGACAUCACGCAUGGGCCGAAUCGCACGGGAACUAUCAGUAAAGCAAUGAUGAACGGUGACCAGAAAUGAUCUUUGGGUCCACCAUGUGUGAAGCACAUUCUCAAUUUAGUCGAUCAAAAAGAGGGGUCAGUAAGAAUAGCAAGGCUCUUGAGUUGUAGUGCUUUCAGCUUUGAAUGAGUACAAUGUGAUGUUCUUCUUUGUUUAGACAAGGUGUUCAGUCAGCCCAAACCCCGACAUUAGGAGCAUGCAUCCGUGAAUGUAAAACAAGAAGACAGACAGACACGCAGGUGUGUGUGUGUGUGUGUGUGGAGGGAAUGGGUUGUGUUUGUGAUGAAUAGCUGAGUAUGGAGACCUGGGAAUGCUGGGGCGCUGUGGACCUGCGUUGCGUAGCUCAGAGCGCGCCCUUGCAAUCGGAACUGGCAGAUGCCCGUGACAUCAAAGGGAACGGCAACAAGCUUUUGGGCUGAAUCCAGUCAGGUUGGUGGGGUGACAGAGGGAAUAGCAGGGGGGGAGAGAAGAGAGAAACGGAAGGGCAGGGAGAUAGAGGGUGUGUGUGUGUGUGUGACGUGUGUGUGUGUGUGUGUAAAGAGUUGUGAGCUAGGGCAGAUGCGUGAUCUUUAUCUUUGUAUGUAUGUGUGUGUGUGUGUGUGUGUGUGUGUGUGUGUGUGUGUGUGUGUGUGUGUGUGUGUGUGUGUGUGUGUGUGUGUGUGUGUGUGUGUGUGUGUGCGGAUGUGUGUGUGUGUGUGUGUGUGUGUGUUUGUGUGUACCACAGCGUUUUGUGCCGAUUCUGCAAGUGUGAAUGCGCUGUGGAACCCUGUGGAGUAGCACUUCCACACCGUGUCUGAAUUCAUGACCUCUGGGGAAUCAAGCUAACAGGCAGCAUGAAUGCCAGUGCAGGCUCUGCAAAGGCAUUUCAGUGAACCAGAACAGACCCAUUCAGAUCCUGCCACUCUGGCAGACAGAGACAAGGGAAUUUGUACAGACAAGUGAAUAUCAGUAUGUUUCCAACUGACAAUGUACCCAUCUUCUUAAUGAUGACCAAGACUUAUAUAUAUAUACAAAAAAAAGAUAUAGCCACAAAUAAAGGUUUUCUAAU